This is a messenger RNA of Propithecus coquereli (Coquerel's sifaka), 1162 nucleotides long. It is a transcript of the gene ZFP41, whose product is annotated as ZFP41 zinc finger protein. Gene Ontology annotation, molecular function: DNA-binding transcription factor activity, RNA polymerase II-specific; RNA polymerase II cis-regulatory region sequence-specific DNA binding. The transcript has a single exon. Gene Ontology annotation, biological process: regulation of transcription by RNA polymerase II. The coding region runs from base 66 to 662 and encodes 198 amino acids. The record is from RefSeq and is a predicted model, not a curated record. NCBI's taxonomy places the organism in Eukaryota, Metazoa, Chordata, Mammalia, Primates, Indriidae.
CCCUGGCUUCCUGCAGCUCAGGCUGCAGGCCCUUAGUCCAAGCAGCUUCCAGGGAGCAGAGAGAGAUGGAGAAGCCUGCAGGCAGAAGAAAGAAGACACAGACCCCAAGGGAGGAGGCAGACGUACAGAAAGACACCGCCACAGAAGAGCGAGCCUCUGGGGGAAAGAAGCCAAACAAGAGGUCUGCGGUGGCCAGAAGACACAGUAAGGGGCCCAGCCUGAGUCCGGAAGAUGAAGCACACAUCUUUGACGCCUUCGAUGCUUCCUUUAAAGAUGACUUUGAGGGAGUUCCCGUGUUCAUUCCUUUUCAGAGGAAGAAACCUUAUGAAUGUAGUGAAUGUGGACGAAUCUUUAAGCACAAGACAGAUCACAUCCGCCAUCAGAGAGUGCACACCGGAGAGAAGCCCUUUAAGUGUGAUCAGUGUGGGAAGACCUUCCGGCAUAGUUCCGACGUCACUAAGCAUCAGAGAAUUCAUACUGGAGAGAAGCCCUUCAAAUGCGGGGAGUGCGGGAAAGCCUUUAACUGCGGCUCCAAUCUCCUGAAACACCAGAAGACGCACACUGGAGAGAAGCCUUAUGAAUGUAAGGAAUGUGGGAAAGCCUUUGCCUACAGCUCCUGUCUCAUUCGCCAUCGGAAACGCCACCCACGGAAGAAGCCCUGAGCACAGGGAACCUGUGACUGGAGUCUGUGCCGCACACUCCUCCUCUUUCCGCAUCCAAUUGAGACGAGGUCUGGGGCCGUGUGCCCAGGAAAUCAACCUGUCAGAUAUGGGAACGCCAAGCCGGCAAGAGACCUUUCUCACUCCAGAUAAUCUCUUUGGAUCAAGACACCGGCUGGUGUGGAAACUCCUUGAGGCUCUGUGGAGCUACAGGCCAUUUUUAUGAACUACCUGAUGUCCUCGGAAUCAGCACCACGGAUAGACGAGCAUAACAGCUGCGGUCCAUGCUGCCCAAGAACACCCAGCAGGAGAUACCCCUGGCACUGUGGACCAGCAUCUCCUGCUGCCACCUCUGCCUGUGGCGUCCGCUCUGCUUGGGCCCUUUCAAGGCUCCAGUCUGCGGACUCUUCACCCUCUAGGUCCCCAAGCUAGACAGGAAUGCUCUACAGUGAGCUCUGGGGAACCAGGUGUCCAUUGGGCUGCACCAGAUCCCCCUGGUCUCU